This is a messenger RNA of Salvia hispanica, 902 nucleotides long. RefSeq lists its product as uncharacterized. Lineage: Eukaryota; Viridiplantae; Streptophyta; Magnoliopsida; Lamiales; Lamiaceae. The record is from RefSeq and is a predicted model, not a curated record.
CAGUUACAUUUAUAUAAAUAUUUGUGUGUAGCUACACAGAUCUCCCCCUCUCUCUCUCUCUUGAAUUGUUGAUCACCAGCAAGGCAAGAUUGAAGAACAAUAAAUGGGAAUUGGGAAUAAUAAAAAUGAAGUAAGCAUUCACGAGCAAAAAAGCAUUUUCUUGCCCAUGUUUUGCCGCUUAUCCAUCAAAGACGUCAAGCUCAACACAAUUCCCAUCUCCGCCGAGCCCACCUCCCCGAGAGUCAGCUGCAUUGGCCAAGUCAAGCGCAACAGCCGCGUCACCGGCUACCCCUCUGCCGCCCACAAACACUCCACCAAGCCCAGAAAAAACUCACACUUCUCCACCAAAACCCUUCUCCCCCGGAAAAGUGGGAGCAGAAGCUGCCGGAGAGAUUCGACAAGAGCGGUGGGGAAGGAAGAAUUAUGCGCUACUGUUAAGGCGGAGUUGGACAUUAGCAAGAUGGAUCCGCCGCUACCGGUGGUCAAGACGGCGGCGGCGGCGGUGGAGGUGAAUUUGUGGAGGAGGAGAUUUGAUGGGGUGAAAAGCAUGCAUAUUCAGCCCAUUCAUUUGCCGACCAAGAAGUUUCAACCGCCGCCGCCGAUCACAGUAUGAUAUUAUAUGUUCACACUCACAAUAUUCACACAAUCUCAUUUCAAUCUUUUACUAUAUGCUAUACUUUUAAUUUAGAAUAUACUACAUUGCUACUAUACAAUUGAUCAAUGUAUAAUGGAUCCAAUAAUUCAGUUUGGAGAUUUUCAUGUAAAUUACUUCAUAAUACUACUACAAGAUUUUCUUUUCUUUAAUUCUUUUUUCUAGCUUUUUUUAACAGACCGGUUUUUGACAGCGAUAGUCGGGGUUUCAUGUUUGGGUUCAAAUUAAGGUUGUCCCACAUUUUGUACAA